Messenger RNA from Ceratotherium simum simum (southern white rhinoceros), 1418 nucleotides. It is a transcript of the gene PTGDR, whose product is annotated as prostaglandin D2 receptor. NCBI's taxonomy places the organism in Eukaryota, Metazoa, Chordata, Mammalia, Perissodactyla, Rhinocerotidae. Gene Ontology annotation, molecular function: prostaglandin D receptor activity. The record is from RefSeq and is a predicted model, not a curated record. Gene Ontology annotation, cellular component: plasma membrane. Gene Ontology annotation, biological process: G protein-coupled receptor signaling pathway; positive regulation of cytosolic calcium ion concentration; inflammatory response.
CGCCCGGGCCAGGCCCUCCCGCAGCCUCCGCUCGGCCCGCCAUGCGGCCGGCGUUCUACCGCUGCCACAACUCCACCUCGGUGGAGAAGGGCAACUCGGCCACGAUGGGCGGGCUGCUCUUCAGCACAGGCCUCCUGGGCAACCUGCUGGCCCUGGGGCUGCUGGCGCGCUCAGGGCUGGGGUCGUGCCCGCCGCGCCCGCCGCCCUCCGUCUUCUACGUGCUGGUGAGCGGCCUGACGGUCACCGACCUGCUGGGCAAGUCCCUAGUGAGCCCCUUCGUGCUGGCCGCCUACGCGCAGAACCGGAGCCUGCGGGGGCUGGCGCCCGCGUCGGGCAGCUCGCUGUGCCAAGCCUUCGCCUUCUUCAUGUCCUUCUUCGGGCUCGCCUCGACGCUGCAGCUCUUGGCCAUGGCCCUGGAGUGCUGGCUCUCCCUGGGGCACCCCUUCUUCUACCGACGGCACAUCACCCCGCGCCGGGGCGCGCUGGUGGCGCCGGUGGUGGGCGCUUUCUGCCUGGCUUUCUGCGCGCUGCCCUUCGCGGGCUUCGGGAGGUUCGUGCAGUACUGUCCGGGCACCUGGUGCUUCAUCCAGAUGGUCCACGAGGAGCAGUCGCUGUCAGUGCUGGGCUACUCGGUGCUCUACGCCGGCCUCAUGGCCCUGCUGGUCCUCGCCAUCGUGCUGUGCAACCUAAGCGCCAUGCGCAACCUCUACGCGAUGCACCGGCGGCUGCGGCGGCGCCCGCGCUCCAGCACCAAGGACGACGUGGAGCCGGGCGCCAGCACCAGAGAGGCGUCCCCGCAGACCCUGGAGGAGCUGGAUCACCUCCUGCUGCUGGCGCUCAUGACCGUGCUCUUCACCAUGUGCUCCCUGCCUCUAAUCUAUCGUGCUUACCAUGGAGCAUUUAAAGCUGUCGAUGAGAAGAAUGGAACGACGGAAGAGACCGAGGACCUGCGAGCCCUGCGCUUUCUGUCUGUGAUUUCAAUCGUGGACCCUUGGAUUUUCAUCAUUUUCAGAACAGCAGUAUUUCGGAUGUUUUUUCACAAGAUUUUCAUAAGGCCUCUUAUGUAUAGAAACUGGCACAGCAAUUCCUGCCAAACUAACACGGAAUCCAGCCUGUGACAGUGUCUUAUACUCUUUGGUAAGCUGAGGAAUAUAUCACAUUUCCUGUCAAAAAGCCAUGAUAAAAAAAACUUACAAUUUAAAUCCUUAAAAGUUAUUUCCCGUAACAAAACAUCUAAGCAGUGUUUUCAAAAGUGUUUGCUGUAACAGCGUGUUGUCACUCUAUAUUCAUGAUCCAGUUCAGUGGAUUUUUUCGUUUUGAGUUAUUAACAGCAACUACAAUUGCACAUAUUGUAAACACUGUUAAAAGUCUUAAAGCCACGAUACUAAUUGUUCCAACUUUGUAUUUGAUGUCCCUAA